UGAUAACGUACGCUCUCUAUCGCUAUAGUGAUCGAUAACAGUCAUUGGUUCACGUUCUCAGCCGAAAAACCACCAUGAGUGCGAUCAAGAGUUAUUUUAAAGAAGAACUUCAGCCUCGAAAUCUCGGUGUGGAUCAUACGAAGCCAUCGGACUUCUACCUGAGCGUUUGGCAAACGAAUCGGUCGAGCGCGCCACUUUUAUUUUUGCGUACACUGAUCUUUCUGACAUCUAUCGGUAUAGUGUUGGCUUCUAUUACAAUUUACAUUCAGAAAGGCCAGUUCUCGUUUUGGUUCAUAUACCUCACGCACUGGGGACUCAGUGUUAUGACAUUUGCGAGUUUCUUCUCAGUUGUGGUGUCUGCACGGUGCUACUUCUAUGGACCCUUGAGCUCCGAGUUCCUGCUGCCGUGGUACGCGCGCGUGUACUGGCUGCUGUUCAACGUGGCCGUGCCGAUCGCCUUCCUCAUCACCCUGUUCUACUGGACGGUGCUUUUUGAAGCGGGCAUCGAAGAAGAGUUAAACCACGGUUUAGACGUGGCCGUCCACGGAAUCAACACCCUGCUGAUGUUCCUGCUGCUCUUCACGUCAUCGCACCCCAGCCGCUUGCUGCACUUCUACCAGCCGACGUGCUUCGCGUUUACCUACUUUUUGUUCACCGCCGUAUAUUUCCUCGCAGGUGGCACUGACGCAAAAGGUCAUCCUUACAUUUACCCGGUGGUGGACUGGACUUACCCGGGCACGACCGUCGGCGUGGGAGCUCUUACAGGCCUGCUGCUUAUCGUGCUCUACCUACUGGUGGUGGCCAUCGCGAGGGGCCGUGACGUCAUCUCCAGGAAAUACGUCAAGCCUCCUCCCGUUGCAGAAGAAGCCGGGGUUCCUUUGAGGCAGCAAACAGUUGUGUAAUGACUGU
Messenger RNA from Ostrinia nubilalis (European corn borer), 909 nucleotides. RefSeq names its product protein rolling stone-like. The record is from RefSeq and is a predicted model, not a curated record. Bases 75 to 902 code for a protein of 275 amino acids. Gene Ontology annotation, cellular component: membrane. The transcript is spliced from 4 exons. Lineage: Eukaryota; Metazoa; Arthropoda; Insecta; Lepidoptera; Crambidae.